Messenger RNA from Acromyrmex echinatior (Panamanian leafcutter ant), 2606 nucleotides. Its product is annotated as modular serine protease. Gene Ontology annotation, molecular function: protein binding; serine-type endopeptidase activity. Lineage: Eukaryota; Metazoa; Arthropoda; Insecta; Hymenoptera; Formicidae. Gene Ontology annotation, biological process: proteolysis. The record is from RefSeq and is a predicted model, not a curated record.
GUAUUCCACGUUGACUGGGCCUGACGUGGAACACGCGGUCAGUUUCUCGUCGACUAUGAGCGACGAAAGCCAUGCCAGUUACGAACGCAUGCGUUGUGUUCUCGGUGACUCUGUCGUUUCUUGCCUUACUGCCGUCGCUGCCUCUACAGGCUCGUGCGCAGAUUUUGGACUAUGGGUUUUCUGAUCGAUACGGAACAACAGCCUCGAAUGGCCCACCAGGUCAUUCCAAGUGGAGCGGCAACACUAAUCUUUCCGGACCACCGGGUCAUAAUAAAUGGGGGGGUGGUGGUAAAGGGUCAUCAGGUGGUCGCGGUCCUCCCGGAUUAGGGGGCGGCGGUCCUCCAGGAUUGAUUGGUAAACGUCCUCCGGGCUGGAACAAAGUGGACACCGAAAAUUCGUCCGAAGGUGAAAACUAUCCACGUCCAAAUAGCAAUGAAAACUAUCCACGUCCAAAUAAUGAUGAAAAUUAUUCACGUCCAAAUAGUGGUGAAAACUAUCCACGUCCAAAUAACAAUAAAAACCAUCCACGUCCAAAUAACAAUAAAAAUCAUUCACGUCCAAAUAACGAUGACAAUUAUUCACGUCCAAGUAACAAUGAAAACUAUCCACGUCCAAAUAACGAUGAAAACUAUUCACGUCCAAAUAACAACGAAAACUAUCCACGUCCAAAUAACAAUGAAAAUUAUCCACGUCCAAAUAAUGAUGAAAAUUAUUCACGUCCAAGUAACAAUGAAAACUAUCCACGUCCAAAUAACGAUGCAAACCAUCCACGUCCAAAUAACAAUGAAAAUUAUCCAAGUUCAAAUAACAGUGGAUCCAUUCAAAGACCUUAUCCUGAUUACAAUAGAGAGGGCCCCCAUGGUCCAGGCGAUCGCAUAUCCGAUCGAAAUGAAUAUCCACAGAAUCGACAGUGCAGGGACGACGAAUUUCGUUGUGGAAGUAACGAGUGCCUACCGCGAAGGGUUAAGUGUGAUAAUAAAAAUGAUUGUCGUGAUUCCAGCGAUGAAGAAUUUUGUAUGGCGAACAGAAAUAAUGAUGACAGCUGUGUUCUACCCCAACAACCAGAAGGUGGGCAUUACGAAUUGGGUGGUUGUGAUGAACGUUGCGAUAAACGUCCUGGUGAUACAGUUCCUAAAAACAGCUUCCUCAAUUAUACCUGUAAAAGCAAUUACAUGUUGAAAGGAAACACCAUUUCCGUUUGUGUCAACAACCGGUGGUAUCAGCCGCCUUCAUGCCAUAAAAUCUGUUCACCGUUGAACAGUACCAGCGUAGACAUUUCCUGCAGCUACCACGGGAAAACGGUGUCCUGUAGCGAGCGUAUACUGCCUGGUACGCAGGCUACACUCGCUUGUAAAUCAUCUUAUAAAUUACCUUUAACGAACGAUCCAGCUUACAGAGAGCUCACGUGUCUCGACGAUGGUUUAUGGGAUCGUCGCCUUUUUCGCUGUCUACCAGAAUGCGGAACGUCCAUCGCGCACGGCAACACGUUAAUCGUAAAUGGAUUCGCUGCCAGAACAGGGAUAUUUCCAUGGCACGUGGGUAUUUACGCCAAGGAAAAUACGGACAGGUACCAGCAGAUAUGUGGCGGCACUUUAAUUAACAACAAUCUCGUCAUAUCAGCUGCCCAUUGUUUCUACGAUGAGGUUUACAACAAACUGUACAACGAAUCACAAUAUGCUGUGGCCGCCGGCAAACAUUAUCGUGAUUGGAACGCGAGAGAAAAAUACGCGCAGAAAUCGUUGGUGGAGAGCAUCCAAGCAGGCGGCAGGUACCAGGGAGCGAGAGGUAAUUUCGCCAACGACAUAGCUUUAUUAAAGUUGAAGACGCCCUUCGAGCUGACUACCUUAGUGAGGCCCGUCUGCGUAGAUUGGGACAACACGCACGAGAGAGAGCAGCUGCAAGUGGGACACAGCGGCAAGGUGGUUGGCUGGGGCAAAGACAUCAAAGGCGAAUCCACCAAGAGCUUACAGGAAAUUGAUAUGCCGUUCGUGCCGUAUGAUCAGUGUUUGUCCGUGGUUCCUCAAGAUUUUCGAGGAUACCUCACGUCCGACAAAUUCUGCGCCGGCCACUUGAACGGCUCGAGUGUCUGCGACGGAGAUAGUGGCGGCGGCUUGUGCUUUGAGAAGGAUGGCAUUUGGUAUCUUCGCGGCAUUGUGAGUGUAAGCCCAGAGAACAAAGGCACUUGCGAUUACAACUCGUACGUUGGAUUUACCUCCAUCAGUCAUUUCCGUGAUUGGAUUCGCGAGGCCUACGUGAACGCAUAAAUGUUUCGUGGGAUAUGUGAAUUGUGCCAAUCCGUGAAAUAUAUCGCCAUAUUAUCGAGUCUGUAACGCUAGACAGUUCGAUACGACGUCAAAACAAGAUAACUGCAACAAAGCAUUAUUGACGAUUAUAAAUCUUCUUCGCAAUUUUUUAGCAUCGAGUGGCAAAAACGUGAAAAUGGAAGAAUAGAGAUUUAAAGAUGAGAUUUGCGCGAUAUAAAACUGUUGAAAACGCAAUAUUAUCUCUGAGAGACGUUGUCGAAUAUGAUUUAUAAAAAGUUUUAAAAAUCUAUACUCUGUGUACGAUACUCUUUUAUCAUAAUAAAACUCUUUAAUUAUACUACA